Messenger RNA from Cucurbita maxima (winter squash), 2381 nucleotides. Its product is annotated as sugar transport protein 10-like. NCBI's taxonomy places the organism in Eukaryota, Viridiplantae, Streptophyta, Magnoliopsida, Cucurbitales, Cucurbitaceae. The transcript is spliced from 3 exons. Gene Ontology annotation, cellular component: membrane. The record is from RefSeq and is a predicted model, not a curated record. The coding region runs from base 820 to 2367 and encodes 515 amino acids. Gene Ontology annotation, molecular function: monosaccharide transmembrane transporter activity. Gene Ontology annotation, biological process: monosaccharide transmembrane transport.
UCUUUUCAGGUUUAAUUUUAUUGAAGCUGAAAAUGAAAUGAAAAGAGUAGCUCAUGUAUCUUAUUGUCUCAAGAACACUAUAAAUAUUUAAAACAAUUUAAUCUAAAAACUGUCUCAAAGUAAUUUUACAUUAACUUAGCUUAAUUCUAAACUAAGACUAGUUAUGUUUAGACCCAUAAGUAAUUUUAAAAUUCUCUUAGGUCGUUGAAGGUCAUGUAGUCAUUUCCUAUCAUUUGAAUCUAAAAUGCAUUACAUAUUAUUAUGAGGAAGUUAAAAAGAGGAAGACACAGAAAAAACUUCCAUGGGGUUCCAGGAUAUCUUAUUUAAUUAUCUGAUUAUCCCAAUAACAGAAAAUAAGCGAAAACUAGGGUUCAUGAUCCAAACCAAUUGACACAAGAAGUAGUGGCUAAGAGGGAGUUUUCUAAGGGAAAAAGUAGCAAUCCCAUAAUUUUUGGAUCAUGGCUAACACAAAGAAGAUUCAAAAUCUAAUUAUGCUAAAAAUAGAGUCCAAUUUUGAAGGCCAGAAGCCAUUAGAAACCUCUAUAUAAACACCCAGCUGAGGAUUGGAAAGACAGCUCCGGGAAGAAGCUGCAUAGGCCAGUUCUUUUCAGGGGAAUGACAUAAGACAGGGGUUUACAUUUUUUGUAUUAGUUCUUUCUAUUUUGUCUCAGUGGAUUUGAGGAUCCCCAAAAAAUCCACUGGUGAAAUCUUUUAUCCUUCGAAAGAACUAAUAUAAAACUUAUUUUAUACAAAGAUUAUAUCAUUUAUCUGUAUUCUCAAUCCCUUAUAUUUUAUAGAAAAGAAAAAAAAUAAAAAUAAAUGGCUGGAGGAGGAGUUGUUGUUCAGGGAGGAAGGAACUAUGAGGGUGGAGUCACUCCUUUUGUCAUGGUCACCUGUUUGGUGGCAGCCAUGGGGGGUCUUCUCUUUGGUUAUGAUCUUGGAAUUUCAGGUGGGGUGACUUCAAUGCCAAGUUUUUUGGCUCAUUUUUUCCCAUCAGUUGUGCUUAAGAUGAAAAGUGCCCAUGAAAGCGAGUAUUGUAAAUUUGACAGUGAACUCCUAACAUUAUUUACCUCUUCUCUUUACCUGGCUGCUCUGGUGGCAUCCUUUGGUGCCUCGAUCAUCACCCGGAAAUUUGGCCGAAAAUCUUCCAUGUUUUUUGGAGGUCUUUCCUUCUUGAUUGGCUCCAUCCUUAAUGGUGUUGCCAAUAGCAUUGUGCUGCUCAUCAUUGGCCGUUUGCUGCUUGGUGUGGGUGUUGGAUUUGCGAAUCAGUCUGUGCCAGUUUACCUUUCUGAAAUGGCUCCAACCAAAAUCAGAGGUGCUCUGAACAUGGGCUUUCAAAUGGCCAUCACAAUUGGCAUUUUAGUGGCGAAUCUUGUCAAUGUCGGUACAGCCAAAAUCGAAGGCGGAUGGGGAUGGAGAGUCUCACUGGCUCUCGCCGCAGUCCCCGCCGUGAUGAUGACCGUCGGAGCCAUGUUCCUUCCCGAUACUCCUAACUCCAUUCUCGAAAGAGGAUACAAAGAGAAGGCUAAGAUUAUGCUCCAGAAAGUUCGCGGUACUGAAAAAGUCGAAGAAGAGUUCAAAGACUUACUCCAGGCAAGUGAAGCGGCAAACGAAGUAGAUCAUCCGUGGAGCAACAUAAUGAAGCCACAAUACAGACCUCAACUCGUGAUGUGUGCUUUAAUCCCCUUCUUCCAGCAACUCACCGGUAUCAAUGUUAUCAUGUUCUACGCUCCCGUUCUGUUCAAGACUCUCGGAUUCGGCGACGACGCAUCUCUAAUCUCCGCCGUCAUCAGUGGCGGCGUCAACGUCCUCGCAACCCUAGUUUCAAUUUUCACAGUCGACAAAUUCGGCCGAAGAAUCCUCUUCCUCGAAGGCGGAGCACAGAUGUUUGUCUGCCAAAUCCUAGUCGGAAGUCUAAUCGGCGUCAAAUUCGGACUCAAUGGAGAAGGAACCCUAACAAAAUUCGACGCAAACCUGAUUCUACUACUCGUGUGCGUAUACGUCUCAGCAUUCGCCUGGUCUUGGGGACCAUUAGGUUGGUUGGUGCCUAGCGAAAUCUGCCCGCUCGAAAUCCGAUCAGCAGGACAAUCAAUCAACGUAGCAGUGAACAUGUUCUUCACCUUCAUCAUCGCUCAGGUUUUCUUGUCGAUGCUUUGCCACAUGAAAUUCGGACUGUUCUACUUCUUCGCAGGGUUUGUAGUGAUAAUGACGGUGUUCAUCUACUUCUUCUUGCCUGAGACGAAAAAUGUGCCGAUUGAAGAGAUGAACAGAGUGUGGAAGGCGCACUGGUUCUGGAGCAAGUACAUCCCCGAUGAGGUGGUGAUCGGCGGCCAUAUCGAGGACGAAAAGCACUGCGGAGGUGUAUGAAGAAAUGGAUAAAA